AUGAAUAACCAUGUCAAUACACAAGCCCAAUUCGCUAACGAUAUGGAUCUAGCAACAAUCUUCGAACUUCCGAUAGAAGUUCGAGAUCAGAUCUGGGAAGACCUGGUUCACACUGGCGGCAAUGAAAAUGAAGCUGUUGCCGAGACAGGGAACCUAGAAUUGGUAAACCCUCUCUUGGAAGUAAGCGCGCAGCUCGCCCAAGAGCUAGACUCCCGCACUGCGGCAGUUUGCGAUGAUAUGAUACUAAUUAUCUCUAGCAGAUCAUUUUCCAAAAUUUAUCAAUAGAAUAGUUCCUUUCAGAACCAAUGAUAUUGAGCAAUAUAUUCCUAAGAUUGCACUAGAAAUAACUAUCUGGGCUAGAGGGAAUGAACAGUCAGUGAUGCCAUUUGAAAUGACAAUGACUACUGGGCGUUACCUUUCGAGACUUGUUUCUUUCUUGAAUGCGCAACGUUCCUAUCUUCAUUUGAAUUCGGCAGAAGUUUCUGGCUUUGUUCAUGAGAUCUUAUUUGAGAUGGACUUGAACUUUUCCAGUGAACAUCCAAGCAUAGUGAUUAUGGAGAGUCUGGAGAGAAUGUAUCCCUGGUUCAUAUUCUCUCCAUUGGGAGGUGUGGGGGCAGAAUGGUUCGCAGAGAAUGGUCACUGUCCUAGGGUGACUAUCCAAGGCCUCAGCUCUGAGAUAACUGAAGAACUUCGGCGUUCUUGGAACGCAAUGUUAUUCUCCUAUGAGUCUGCUUGCUUGGGGAUGGCUAGAGAAUUUGUCACCCAGGGACGCCUUCUUACACAGAUAGGGCAGUACGCUAGCGCACGUGCAAUGUAUCUUCUUGCAAACUGUUGGAUGACUCAGGAUGCAUUUCCAUCAGAUAGAGUCUUCGAUGUAGAAGCUUUCAAUAUUUUCACUAGUAAUGAAAGAUCACUGCUCUACGAAACCUUGAUAGCGUUAUCAGAGCUCUCACUCAAACUUGGUCGAACUUCCGAAGCACACGAUGCCCUCGUCUAUCUAAAGCAGGAACUCCAGAUUUCGCAAUCGCCAAAUGCCAACUCAUUCAGGAGCGAAGUCGACGUUCUUCUGGUCGAAGCAUUGCGUCAGAUAGAUGUGUCCAGCCAAGCUUUGCAUCUUGAGGAACCAGAUGUCCCACAAGGUUCAGUCGACAUGUAA
Hymenoscyphus albidus is the source of this 1156-nucleotide messenger RNA. The record is from the annotation of a GenBank genome assembly. Lineage: Eukaryota; Fungi; Ascomycota; Leotiomycetes; Helotiales; Helotiaceae.